Messenger RNA from Hemibagrus wyckioides, 7828 nucleotides. RefSeq names its product craniofacial development protein 2-like. Gene Ontology annotation, molecular function: catalytic activity. The transcript is spliced from 2 exons. The record is from RefSeq and is a predicted model, not a curated record. Lineage: Eukaryota; Metazoa; Chordata; Actinopteri; Siluriformes; Bagridae. The coding region runs from base 4071 to 5054 and encodes 327 amino acids. Gene Ontology annotation, biological process: chromatin remodeling. Gene Ontology annotation, cellular component: nucleus.
CUUUAUAGACAGAGCCGGUGGGAGAAAAGGACAGGGACAUAUGAAAGCUGGAGAAAUGAUGAAGGUCAGCUUGUGGUCAGCUGGGAACAGACUGCACUGUUGUCCUCUACAGCUGUUCUUUUUCCUCCUAAUGUUUUUUCCUUUGAGAGGUGAAUCUCCUGCAUUAGUGAGGCUAAUACUGACCGCCUCUGCAGAGUGUUCUCUGAGACUAGAGAGUACAAAGCGGUCUCUCUCAGCCAGAUGCAGCAACAUCCAUGUCUGAUUCUUCCCCUGUGGAGGCUCGUCACUCCUGACCGCUGUGUCUCACACAUGUGACACCAACCUUCUCCUGAUGGAGUGUUUUCCCUGGGAUGGUGCUGAUGUGGUCAGCUCUUUGUGGUCAGUGGUUUGUGGAUAGAAUUUUUUUGUUUGUUUUUUGUUUGUGUUAUUUUAAAAGAUAAAUGCUCCAGGAGCCUUGCUGUUCUCUGUGAGACUUAGUGGUGUAGUGGUAAAGUCCUUGUCCCCCAAUGUUGGGGUUGUUGGUUCAAAUCCAGCUCUGACCUGGCAGCCUGUGAGUUGAGAGUGGGUGGAGCUGGAGCAUGUGGGAACUAAUGCUGGAGGGAGUUCCUGAAAAGUGAGGUGAUAGUUAUUUUUUACAGCGGUCUCUAGAUUAUGCAAAAACUAAGUCGAACCUCUCUCUUUAGGUUCCAUAACCCCCUUAUUGUCCCACUCUGGCUCUGGGGGGGCAGCUGCCCGGAAUACCCCCCCCUCACUUGCGCCUUCCAGGCGUUCUGUACCUUCCGCCAUCACAUACCUUCCACAUCUUUCAUCGAGAGCUGUCCACACUCAUGAUCCUGGAGUCCUGGCUGGGGUUUGAACCAGCAACCUCUCAAGCCAGAGGCAAUGCUCAUCCACAUGAGCUACAGGAUCUCUUACACACAUGCUGCAUUAUAGACCUUAUCUCCUUCAUCUAAUUAAUCCUGACCUGAAGCUGAAAAGCAACAAACCAAGAUUUGAACCUCAAACCUCAGGCACCAGAGUCUGUGACACUAACCACUUCACCACUGGGGAAGAAUGAAAACAUGAUGGAGUUUAGUCUUAAUAAAUGGUUCAGAGAUCCCUGCACACGAUGUAAAAAGAUCAUGAGCCCUAGACUUGAUCCCAGGACCUCAAGCACCAGAGUCUUUGACGCUAACCACUACACCACUGGGGAAGUAGGAAACCUACUGGAGUUUAGUCUUAAUAAAUUGUUCACAGAUACCUGGUCAAGGUGUAAAAGACUGUUUUAUGUCGUCUUUGCUCUGUUUGCACCUAGUUGCACACUUUGCACUUUAUGUGGCUCAGACAAACUUCUCUCUUAACUCUCUGUUGUUGUUUUUGUGUCUGAAACGAAAUGUUGUUUGUUUAUGUAGCACGAAGGUCCUGGUGAAAUGAUGUUUCAUUUCACUAUGUACUGCAUCAGCUAUAUGUGGUUGAAAUGACAAUAAAAGCUUCUUGACUUGAAAAGGGUGAGGAGAACUUGAACCUGCAACCAUCAGGCAACAGAAUCUGUAACACUAACCUCUACUUAAUCCUGUGGUGCUAGAAACCAGCUCACUAUCCACUACACCACAGGGGUUGGUGUUGUUUAAUAGAUUUUUGUUUUAAUAAACAUGUGAGAGAGCACUACAGCAAAGUGUUUAAACUGAGCACAUUCAGACUUGAACCAGGCCUCUCAGACACCAGAACCCAAGCUACUAACCGCUACACCACUCAGGACAGCCAGUUCAGGAGGUUGGGACUUUUGCCUUAAUAAGCAGUAAUACAUGGUGACGUGUUAAAGCAUGUCUAUGGCCCGACUCCAUCCAGGGACCCAGAACCCAGCCCAGUACCCACUAGACCACAGAGACAAGUGCUGGAGUUUUACUUUUGCCUUAAUGAACAGCUGAAAUGGUGCAAGCAAAGUGUUUAAAGUAAAGACCACAGGACUGGAUCCAGGGAUAUAACACACACCAGAGACUGUCACUAUUCAAUACACCACCAGAGGACAGAAUUGUGUUGCUGCUUCAAGACUUCUGUCUUAAUAAACAGCCUGAACAGGAGACAGUAAAGUGUUUAAAACUGAGGUAAAGACACAGAAGACUUAGUCCACCACUAUCAUCAUCAUCAUCACACCAGAGUCCAUAACAAUAGCCACUACACCACUGGGGACAGCAGCUACAGCUUGGACUUUUGCCUUAAUAAACAUCUCAAAGGAGACAGGGGGGAAUUGUGUUUAAUUCAAUUCAAUUCAAUUUUAUUUGUAUAGCACUUUUAACAAAGAGCAUUGUCUCAAAGCAGCUUUACAUGGGAAAACAUAAGAAAACAACAAACAUAUAAACAGACAGACAGACAGACAGUCCUAGAUGUUAUCCCAAGAGAGCAAGCCUGAGGUGACUGAGGCGACUGUGGCAAGGAAAAACUCCCUUAGAUCGUAAGAGGAAGAAACCUUGAGAGGAACCAGACUCAAAAGGGAACCCAUCCUCAUUUGGGUGACAAUUGUGUGAUGCAGAUACAGCAUGUGUAUAGUGUUAUGUAAAUCAAUAAGGAGGUUGUUGUCCAUGGUGCUGCUUGAAUAUCCCAAUCCUCACGAGCAGAACCCGGCUGGAGCUGGUCCAUCUCCGGAUGCCACUGGAGCCGGCACAGUCUCUGUAUGCCUCGGGAUGGGUAGAAGAAGGGAAACAAUGGAACAGCAUUAGCGUAGCUGCUGUUCAUAAUAUUAGCAGUACUAGAUGAUAAUGUGCAUUUAAUCAGAUGUACUGGAGUACAAGGUUAUGGGAUGUGUUAGAUGUAUGCCUGGAAAAGAGAUAAGUCUUUAGUCUACAUUUAAACUGGGAGACUGUGUCUGAGCCCCGAACACUGUCAGGAAGACUAUUCCAAAGUUUAGGAGCUAAAUACGAAAACGCUCUACCCCCUUUUGUGGACUUUGAUAUUCUGGGAACUACUAGAAGUCCAGAAUUUUGCGAUCUUAAAGAGCGUGGUGGAUCGUAACGUGUUAGAAGACUGGAGAGAUAGGUGGGAGCUAAACCAAUUAGAGCCUUGUACGUGAGUAGAGCUAAUUUAUAGUCAAUUCUAAGUUUAACAGGUAGCCAGUGCAGGGAUGAUAAUAUUGGGGUUAUAUGAUCAUAUUUUCUUGAUCUGGUAAGAACUCUGGCGGCUGCAUUCUGGACUAACUGUAGCUUGUUUAUUGAAGAUGCAGGACAAACACCUAGUAAUGCAUUACAGUAGUCCAGUCUGGAGGUCAGGAAUGCAUGAACUAAUUUUUCUGCAUCAGAUACAGAUAAAAUGUUCCUAAGCUUGGCAAUAUUUCUAAAAUGGAAGAAGGCUGUUUUUGUGAUAUUGGAAAUAUGAUUUUCAAAGGAUAAGUUGCUGUCUAAUAUUACGCCCAGGUCUUUCACUGUUGAGCUAGUAGUAACAGUACAUCCUUCUAGAUGCAAGCUGAAUUGUGAGAGCUUCUCACAAGUGUUUAACACAAAGACACCAGGACAUGAGCCAGCAAUCUGAUGAACACAGAACCUGUGACACUACACACUACACCACCACAGGGAGCCACUCUGAAUGAAACUGACCUGUUAUGGCAGGAGCUACUGAAUAAAACUGACCUGUUAUAUAGAGCAUACAGACUUUUCAUCAGGUUCAUGAUGAAAUUAUAUAAUAACAUAAUUAUCAUAAUAAAUUCUUCUCACUCUGUUGAUGUUUAUUGAUGUAAUGCUGUGGUUAUAAAUUAAACUCAAUGUGUGAGGUGAGUUAACACUUUCCUCUGUGGUCAUUCAGGUGUAUUCUCUCUCCUCUCACUCUUGCUCUGUGUUUCCCAGCUUACAGUUUAUGAUCGUUAGGAUUAUUUUAAUGACACAUCAUACUUUUAUAUCCAUUUAUAGUUAAUCAAUUCAAUUCAGUUAGAUCUGUAUAGUGACCUUUUCCCAGGGUCACAAACAGUUUCACUGACCAAUCUAAAUUCCUGUUACAGUCUAAUGAUGGGGAGCGUCUGUGAGACGAGUUUGGUCCUGUUCUUAUUUAUGUUGUAGCAGAUAUAAAGGCUCAUCCCUCAUCAGUCUCUGGUCUUUGUUGGUACUAUGACAGGGAAAGGUAGAGAGCUGGCUGAUAUGAUGGAGAGAAGGAAGGUGGAUAUACUGUGUGUACAGGAGACCAGGUGGAAGGGUAGCAAGGCUCAUAGUAUAGGAGCAGGAUUCAAGCUGUUUUAUUAUGGUGUGGAUAGUAAGAGAAAUGGGGUAGGUGUGGUCCUGAAGGAGGAGUUUGUGAGGAAUGUUCUGGAGGUGAGGAGAGUGUCAGACAGGGUGAUGAGUCUGAAGUUAGAGGUUGAAGGGGUGAUGUUGAAUGUUGUUAGUGGUUAUGCCCCACAGGUAGGUUGUGAGUUAGAGGAGAAAGAGAGAUUCUGGAGAGAAUUAGAUGAGGUGAUAGAGAGUAUUCCCACGGGGGAGAGAGUGGUGAUAGGAGCAGAUUUUAAUGGACAUGUUGGUGAGGGGAACACAGGUGAUGAGGAGGUGAGGGGCAAGUUUGGAGUUAAGGAAAGGAACCUUGAAGGACAGAUGGUAGUGGACUUUGCUAAGAGGAUGGACAUGGCUGUGGCUAACACUUAUUUCCAGAAGAGGGAGGAGCAUAGAGUGACUUACAAGAGUGGAGGUAGGAGCACACAGGUAGACUACAUCCUAUGUAGAAGAGGCAACCUGAAAGAGAUUAGUGACUGUAAAGUGGUAGUGGGAGAGAGUGUAGCCAGACAGCAUAGGAUGGUGGUGUGUAGGAUGACUCUGAUGGUCUGUAAGAAGAAGAGGUCAAAGAUGGAGAAGAAAACCAAGUGGUGGAAGCUGAAAAAGGAGGAAUGUUGUGAGGAAUUUAGACAGAAGUUGAGGCAGGCUCUGGGUGGUCAGGUAGUGCUGCCAGAUGACUGGGAAACUACAGCAGAAGUGAUCAGGGAGACAGGAAGAAAGGUGCUGGGUGUGUCAUCUGGAAGGGUGUGUCAUCUGGAAGGAGGAAAGAAGAUAAGGAGACUUGGUGGUGGAAUGAGGAAGUUCAGGAUAGUAUUCAGAGGAAGAGGUUAGCCAAGAAGAAGUGGGACAUGGACAGGACUGAAGAGAAUAGACAGGAAUACAUGAGCAAUCACGGCCAGUGACAGGUUUUCCGUAGCUCUGAGGAGGAGGGAAUGUUGGAUGUGUUUGAAUCCUAAGAGUGUGGGCAUUUUUGGUUUCAUCAUUAGUACUGCAAAAAGCAGACAGCCGCUGAAAGAAACUGGCAUUUGUUUCGAUUAUCACAGGAACCUGUUGGGGUCCAAGGGGUUCUGGAUAGACUAACGUGAGUAUUGAUAUGGACUCCUCAACACUAGUGUCUGAAGCUGGAAAUUCAAUGUAAAUAACAAUGUAUCCUUUGUAAGGAUAACUGGACGAGCUAAGACCCCAAAUAGGUAGACCCGCAACAGGUUGGAUGGGCACGUCUGACAGGUUGUUGGCAUACCACGUGUCAAACAUGAUAAUGACCUGACCUGGAUAAUGACCACUGUCUAACGGAGCAUGCUUACCAUUUAUCUUCAAUGCAACAGUGGAGGCAGGGCCCACCAAAACUUUGGGUAGACCACUUCGUUUAUAGGAGUAAGUAGCUGCUUUUGGAGGCUGAAGCGUCAAAUUUGCCACCAUUUGUGGGAUCAUUUUUCUGCCCCUUGGCCUUUCUCAAAGAGUGAAUCAGUUUAUGAAUCACCUGGGUGGAAUUCUCAGGUGCACGACACUUUGAGGUGAUAUGUCUAUUUUCUCCACACCGGUAACAAAAGUAAUCGUUGUUUCUUUUGGUUGACUUAUACAUGAAUGGCCCUGGAGAAUGCUUUGGUGGUAAAUGGGUAUGAGGCUGUGGUGGGUCAAGAGAGCUUUGACUGUGACCAACCCUCAUGACAGCCAACUGUUGCUGGAAAUGUUGUACUUGCUUAUUCAAAGCUUGUACUUCUGACUCAUCCUUUGGUUCUUAUUUUUCUUAUUUUCCUUCAUCCUUCGUUCUAGCAUCAUUGUGGUAGUAGAUAGAGUAGAUGAAUCCUCCCCUCUUAGCUGUGUCUUUAAGUCCUGAAUCUCAGCUUUGAGCUCCUUCAUGGUGGACAGGCUGAUCUUUUCAUCAUUCUGAAGGUGUACAGGCUCUGCAGUGGCUGAUAUUUUGUGUCUGGCUGCUUCACUUUCUUCUGCCUCACGGAUCUCAUUUAAAAGGCUCGUUAAAAAGAAUGGUGGGCUUUCCUUUCGUCCCCUCAACCUCAGUUGCAGUAGCAUUAUAUCACACUCCACAGCACCUCUGAUCAGCUGUUCAACUCUGUCAACCUGUGGUGGGGACAGGCCACCUCUCUGUACCACUUUGUUAGAGAUCUCUCCAUCCUUCUCAGGAAGUUGGAUAAAAGUUCUCCUGGGUUCUGCGGAAGAAGUUGAAAAGCAAGGUACAGGUCUUCUCCAGACUCAGAGGACCCAAAAGCCAUGCUGUAUGGUUUAGAGACAGAGGCAGGAGUCAGAGCUGGAGGUAGCAGAGCUGAGGAUGUUGAGGUUCUCUUUGGACAUGGAGCUGCCAGGCAGAAGGCAAAGAGGAAGGCCAAAGAGGAGGUAUAUGGAUGUAAUAAAUGAGGAUAGGAAGCCAGUGGGUGUAAGUGUUGAGGAUGCAGAAGAUAGAAGCUACAACACCAACCACAUCAUAAAGUUUGCAGAUGACACAACUGUAGUGGGCCUCAUCACCAACAACAACGAGGCCAACUACAGGAACGAGGUGAGUCGUCUGGUCCAGUGGUGUGCCGACAACAAUCUCUUCCUCAACGUGGGGAAGACCAAAGAAAUCGUCAUUUACUUCAGGAAAGGACCACCACAGCACCCCCCACUAACCAUCAACGGUGCUGCAGUGGAGCGGGUGAACAGCACCAGGUUCCUAGGGGUGCAUAUUUCUGAGGACCUCUCCUGGACAACGAACACCACAUCGCUGGCCAAGAAAGCUCAGUCACGCCUUUUUUCAUGUGCUUCUUCUACCGGGGCACCAUUGAGAGCAUUCUCACCAGCUGCAUCACUGUAUGGUACGGAGGAUGUACUGCCUCCUGUUGAAAGACUCUCCAAUGAAUAGUGAAAGCAGCCGGCAAGAUCAUCAGUGUCUCUCUGCCCUCACUUGUGGAUAUCUUCCAUACCCGCCUCACUAGUAGAGCCAUCAGCAUUGCAGCAGAUGGUUCACACCCAUCAAACCUCUACUUCAGCCUCCUGCCUUCAGGGAGAAGGUACCAAAGCCUCCAGGCUCGCUCCACAAGACUCUCAAACAGCUUCAUCCACCAGGCUGUCAGGAUGCUGAACUCUGUCAAUCAUGUCCCUCCUCCCAUACCUACUCCUGGACUCUGAAACCACAGCUCACCCACACUUUAUUGCACAUUAGACACUUUAUACUGUCGACAAAGUUCUAUACAAACUGGACUGUUUACAAAAACUUGUUCUUACAUUACAUGUUUCAGCGUUACAUGCACAAACUAUUUCAAUCUCACACUGUUUUGCACUUUACACCUUACAGUCUUAUUGCACUACUCAUACUGCUGCUAUUGUACAUAUUGUACAGGCUGUUUUCCUACCUAACUUUCUGUGAAGUUUACAUUUAUCUUCAUGUUUAUGUUCAUGUUUACAUCUAUCUUCAGCUUAUUUGCACAUUGAAUAUAUUUGUAUAUUAAUAGAAUUCACUGUUUACACUUACUCAGAUAUAUAUCCAUUCAGAAGUUCAAUUUAUUUUUCACUGGUUUAUUUAUAUCUAUUUAUUAUAAGUAUACUACUGGUACCGUCACAAAUCUGUUCUUUGUUGCAGUAACUGUAAGUACAAUGUUAAUACUGACUUU